This is a messenger RNA of Condylostylus longicornis, 1261 nucleotides long. It is a transcript of the gene Tsp2A, whose product is annotated as tetraspanin-2A. The record is from RefSeq and is a predicted model, not a curated record. The transcript has 2 exons. The coding region runs from base 79 to 819 and encodes 246 amino acids. Gene Ontology annotation, cellular component: membrane. NCBI's taxonomy places the organism in Eukaryota, Metazoa, Arthropoda, Insecta, Diptera, Dolichopodidae.
AAUUUUAAUAAAUUUACUAUAUUAAAAAAUACCAAAUUAUAAGAAAUACAAAAAUUUUGAAACGAAUUAAAAACAAAAAUGGAUUAUCGAGAUCAAAGAUACCCAAAUGAGGAUAAAUGGACUCAUAAUAUAGGGUGUGUCAAAUAUACGCUAUUCUGUUUUAAUGUUUUAUCAUGGAUAAUUGGUGCUGUAAUAUUUGGUCUUACAAUAUGGAUACGUGCUGGUUCGGGUUUCGACGAAUGGGUUAAUAUAUUAAAAAUUUCAGAAUAUUAUAUUGGAAUCUAUUUAUUAUUGGCCACAGCUAUAAUUAUAAUGGCAAUUUCAUUUUUGGGUUGUGUUAGUGCUCUAAUGGAAAGUGGAUUUGCUCUUAUGUUAUUUAUUGUAUCACAAGUUGUUACAUUCCUUUUAGUAACUGUUGGUUCAGCAGUUCUAUUAGAAUUUAGUACUGUUAAUUCGAGUAUACAACCAUUGAUUCGUGAUACAAUGAGAUCUUUAAUAAUGAAUUCAAGAUAUAAACCAGCUGGUGAUACAUUAAGAAUGAUACAGGAAAAUGUUGGAUGUUGUGGUGCUGAUGGUCCUCGAGAUUAUCGACAAUUACAACAACCAUUACCAAUGGAAUGUCGUGACACAGUAACUGGAAAUGCUUUUCAACAUGGUUGUGUAGAUGAAUUAACAUGGUUUUUAGAAGAUAAAUCUGUUUGGAUUGUUGGCUUAGCAAUGUGUGUAGCAUUUUUAGCUGUAAUACAAAGUGUAUUAAGUUUAUUACUAAUUGAAAUGGUCAAAAAAGAAGAAGAAGAAGCUAGUAAUUAUAGACGUUAAAAAAAAAAUAAUAAUAUAAAACAUCUAGCAUUAUUCUUCGUAUUAAGUCCAUUUAAUUAUUUCUUCUUUUUUACAAAAGCUUCAAAUUUAAUAUCAUAUAAUAUUAAUCAUUCGAAAAAUUAAAGAAAACACAAAAUUAUAGAAUUAAGGCUUUUUAUUCCGCACCUCUCACAAUAUUAUUUUUUUCAAUGUAACUUUUGGAAAGUGUUCAUUAUUUUGUGGAGAAAAUGACAAAAUUCGAUGACUACUGAUGAGAAAAUGCCAUGAAAAUUAUCGAAAAUUUAAAAAAAGAAAAUGCAGUACAAUUUUUAAUUAAAAUGCAAGCAAAAAUUACGACAAUUUAUUAUUUUUUUUUAAAUAAUUAUAUUUUUAAAUUUGUUCAUUACUUUCGAAAGAAAAUUUUCUAUUAAAAUAGUAAAUAAAGUCAUAAUGUAGAUUUUAG